UGUGAGUCUUCAUCAGUUCAAGCGAAUAAAUCAAACGAUCACUUGAAUCAAAAUACGAAUCAACAUCGUGUGAAUAAACGUGAAGUCAGAAUUAACAGUAAAUUCAAAAUCAAUUAAAGAAAAUGGGUCUGAUCAAGCUAAUCGCCGUCGUUGUAAUUGCUUCAUUGGCAAUGCAAUCGAUAAACUCAAUACCUGUCAACGCAGGCAACUGCAAGUGUACACGUGAAUAUAAUCCUAUUUGUGGUUCGGAUGGUGUUACAUAUUCGAAUGAUUGCCUUUUCGGAUGUGAGAAACAACAAAACCAUGACCUGCAAAUUAAAUUCCACGGUGAAUGUGAUGAAGGUGCAGAUAAUCUUUUGGUUGAAGACAGCGAUUGCAUUUGUACCACGGAGCUCCUUCCCGUCUGUGGAAGUGAUGGAAAAACUUAUUCGAAUGAAUGUUCAUUGAAAUGUGCGCAACGCCAACAACGUGAUCUGACAUUGAAAUAUCAAGGAGAAUGCUCAAAAGAUCUUCCGAUUGCCGAUGAAGUGAUCGAAUUGGAUUUGGUCAUUGAAAAAUGUGCCUGUCCGCUUAUUCUAUCUCCGGUUUGUGGCUCAGAUGAAAAAACAUACUCCAAUCAAUGUGAGUUUGAUUGCGAGAAAAAACACAAUAAAAAUUUGAAAAUAAAACACAAAGGCGAUUGCAAAGAUGCAGCUCUCAUUAUACCACUUUCAACGGAAGAGUUAUUCGAAUGUGCCUGCCAUUUUAUUUACAUGCCUGUUUGCGGAACUGACGAGAAGACCUACGAUAAUCAGUGUAGUUUAAAUUGUGCCAAACGCAUGAACAAGCAACUGAAAGUCAAACACCAAGGAAAUUGUGAUGGAAUCGACAUUUUACCCGUGAAGAAAGUUCAAAAUUUACCUCUUGCAUCAGCACAAUGCAUUUGUCCAGCUAUUGAUGCACCGGUCUGUGGAUCAGAUGCAAAAACAUACUCUAAUAAAUGCCUUUUGGAAUGUGAACAUCGAACCAAUCCUGGUUUGUUUCAAAAGCACACUGGAAGCUGCUUUUAACUCGAGAUGCUUCCAACAAUUGAAACCCCAAAUCUAAAAAUGAUAUUUUAAAAUAAUGUAUAGAAUAUAAGUUAUUUAUUACAUAUAAAACCUCUGGAAGGAAAUGUGUACUUUGGAAAUAAAGGUCGAAUUAUAUGAAAUAAUCAUAA
Contarinia nasturtii (swede midge) is the source of this 1198-nucleotide messenger RNA. RefSeq names its product serine protease inhibitor dipetalogastin-like. The transcript has a single exon. The coding region runs from base 123 to 1049 and encodes 308 amino acids. Gene Ontology annotation, molecular function: serine-type endopeptidase inhibitor activity; protein binding. The record is from RefSeq and is a predicted model, not a curated record. NCBI's taxonomy places the organism in Eukaryota, Metazoa, Arthropoda, Insecta, Diptera, Cecidomyiidae.